AUGAGGGACAGACUGAGCCACCUGCAGGAGGUGUCCAAUGGCCACGUGGAGGAGAUGGAGUACGAGGAGGAGGACACUGUCUCCGACACCUUCAGCAAUGUGGACCUGGAGGAGCUGCACCAAGAGGCGGUGGUGUUCGACAACAGCCCGGAUCUGGAAGAGGUCUUCUCCAAGUCCCAAGAGAUCCACAAAGAGGUCCAACUCAUCCGCCUGGAGAUUAAAAGGCUCCGCGAGCAGAACAACCGCAUGCUCCAUGGCACCACCAACAUGAGCGUCAUCAAAAGGGACUCUAACGCCAUCGGUGCUGAUAUUAAGUCCCGGGCUGAGGGUAUUCUAGCUCAUCUGAGGGAGAUGGAUGGCACAGCCCACAAACUGGAAGAAGCACAUGGGUCAAAUUCUGCCAUCACACGCAUUGCCAGGACCCAGUAUGCCUGCAUCAGCAACGGGUUCCGCGACGCCAUGUUUGACUAUAAUGAGGCUGAGAUGAGCCACAGGGAGAACUGUAAGAGCCAGAUCCAGAGGCAGAUGGAGAUCGUGGGGCGUGAGGUGUCAGGAGAGGAGAUGGAGGAGAUUAUUGAGACGGGCCAGUGGAACGUGUUCACAGACAACAUUGUCUCCGAGGGUAAAACGGCCCGAUCGGCUCUGUCUCAGAUUGAGAAACGUCACCAGGAGCUGGUGGACCUGGAGAACCGCAUCCAGAGCAUCCAUGAGAUCUUCCUGGACAUCGCCUUGCUGGUGGAGGAGCAGGGGCCCAUGCUGAACGCCAUCCAGACUAACGUGCAGAAAACAGACGAAAACAUACGGGAAGUCCUCGUCAAACUCGGCAGGGCCAAGCGUCACGAUAAGAACAACCCGUUCAAAAAGAUGUUUUGCAGCUGUUUCCCAUGCGUCGAUUAA
Limanda limanda (common dab) is the source of this 897-nucleotide messenger RNA. It is a transcript of the gene stx11b.1, whose product is annotated as syntaxin 11b, tandem duplicate 1. Bases 1 to 897 code for a protein of 298 amino acids. The record is from RefSeq and is a predicted model, not a curated record. NCBI's taxonomy places the organism in Eukaryota, Metazoa, Chordata, Actinopteri, Pleuronectiformes, Pleuronectidae. Gene Ontology annotation, cellular component: SNARE complex; presynaptic active zone membrane; endomembrane system. The transcript has a single exon. Gene Ontology annotation, molecular function: SNAP receptor activity; SNARE binding. Gene Ontology annotation, biological process: exocytosis; synaptic vesicle fusion to presynaptic active zone membrane; intracellular protein transport.